UAAUAUUUUAUAUCUCAAUGUUAAAUAUAAAUAAUUACUGAAUUUGCAAUAGUCUAUAGUUUUUAAUAUGAUAGUAAAAUAGUACUUUUAUUAUAGUUAUCUACUAACAAGACAAGUUUUUACUUCGUGGCGUCUCCGCUAUGAAUGGUUCAGUAUUUACAUCUAUUUCGUUCAUGUUUCGCUCUUAAUUCGUUGCCAAUCACUUGAAAUAGUUUAAUGGAGGUAAUGUGUACGUAGAUUGAGUCAGUAAAGAAUUAAAAAUUUUUUAUGUUCUAAAAAUAGUCACGAAUAAUAAAGAAAAUUUUUUGAGAUGUCACAGAUUACUGUAACAUCAAGUGUAAUGGAAAGAAGCAUUCAUGAAAUGUUAAAAGAUGCUCCUUCUUUAAAUGAGAGCGAUAGUGCUGUUCAUUCUGGAACACCUCCACCACAUGUUCCAAAUAAUUGUAGUGGAGAUAAUUUACCUAGACCAGCUACCAUAAAUUUAACUGUAGGUAGCUCGGUGCCACAAACAUCAAUGAAUGUAUCUCCAAACACACCUAUUCAAAAUGGAGAUACGCAAACAAUGCGUACAGCUCAAAGUAAAAUUGAAAGUAUUAAAAAUUGGAGUAUUUCUACAUAUAAAUGUACUAAACAACUUAUGUAUGAAAAACUUGGGAAAACAUCACGUACCGUUGAUUCUGAACUUGAGAGUCAAAUUGAAUUAUUGCGAGAUACUCAAAGGAAAUAUUGCAAUAUCUUAAGAUUAUCUCGGGCUUUAGCCUCUCACUUCCAUCAUGUGGUACAAACUCAACAUGCUUUAGGAGAAGCAUUUUCUGAAUUAGCACAAAAAUCACCUGAAUUACAAGAAGAAUUUUUGUAUAAUUCAGAAACACAAAGAAAUUUGACUAAAAAUGGGGAAACACUGCUAGGGGCUUUGAAUUUCUUUGUAUCUUCUGUAAAUACUCUUUGCAACAAGACUAUUGAAGAUACUUUACUAACAGUACGUCAGUAUGAAAUAGCACGAAUUGAAUACGAUGCAUACAGAACAGAUCUUGAAACACUAGCACAGGCUAUAAAGUCGGAUGGAAAUAAUGCAGCUAGAUUAGAAGAAGCACAGUUAAAUUAUGAAGAACACAAACAAAAUUUUGAAAAAUUACGUUCUGAUGUUUCAAUUAAAUUAAAGUUUUUAGAUGAAAACAGAAUUAAAGUAAUGCAUAAACAGUUACUCCUAUUUCAUAAUGCAGUAUCUGCUUAUUUCUCUGGGAAUCAAACUGCAUUAGAAGCAACGCUUAAACAAUUUAAUAUUAAAGUUAAAUCUCCAAAUUCAUCUUUACCAUCAUGGUUAGAACAGUAGUCUUUGAUAAUGUGUAUUUGAAGAUCAUGAAGAAUAUAAAAGAAUGCAUUCGUCCAUACGAAUCUCCUUUAACACAACAUACAGUAAAGGUAGGAUUCCUAAAUAUCAGGAUAGUUAUUCGUACAUAUUGAGCUGCCGAAUACUUUAUCAGUUUAAAUCAUUUAUAAAUCAGAAAAAUGUAUUAUAUGAUGUAAAAAUGACAGACUGAAUUGUAUUGAUUAUAGUUUCUCUGUACUAAGUCAAAAAACCACAUUUAGUGUCUAUGCGUCUUUUUGAAAAUAGAUGUCCCACCUAUUUUUCUUAUUAAUGGAGAUAUCAAAUCUGAUAUUUACAAUCACGUAUAUAUCAUAUUCUCCUUAAUGAAAGAAGUUGCUGGAUAUUUGUUUUCAAGAAGGUAUUAAGUACUACUAAUAAUAACCCUAAAAACUUCAGAAAUUCUUUUAUUGUUAAUUUAUUUACUUAUUUAAUAUAUUUUUUAUUUAUCUAAUAUGUAUUACAAAUAUACAAUUAUAUUAUAAUAUAAUAAAAAAUGAUACUUAAUCAAACUUUUCCAAUUAAAUUUAAAAUUAAUAUUUUAUUUUGUUUUUGGAGUUUAUAGGGUUAAUUAUAGAAUUGCUUGGGCAGUGCUUAAAAUAAUAAGAAAAAGAUCUGUUAAAGGAUCAUGACAAAUAUUUAAUGCUUUUAACUUUUUUAAGUCAAUGUAUGUUUAAUUUUGUAUGUCUUCAACUUCUUAGUGAAAUUUUCAUGUAUAUAAAAAUUAUUCUGAUAAAUUAAUAUAUAUAAAAUUUAUAAAAUGUGUUAGAAGUAAUAUUAAAUAGCUUGUUAAUAUUUUAUUUUUUCAGUUCAUAUAAUAGAAAGAAAUUGUCUAUUAAUAUGAUAUAUAUUACUACUUACAGGGGAAUAACUAUUAAUUAGUUAAUAAUAUUAUCAUAAAUACUAUAUAAUUUAAUCUAAAUAAUUUGAUCAGUUCUUGAUUUUCAAAAAAAAAAAAAAAGAAAGAAGGAAAGAAAAGAAACAAUCGAAGUUGUUAUAAGAUGACAAUCUUAACCAAUAAAUUCCAAUAUACUUUGAAUAAUAAUGAAAGAGAAACAUUUUUUUCUAAUAUAUUUAUUAUUUAUAAAAUUUAUAGAAUUAUUAUCGAUUAAAACAUUGAAAAAGUAACUUUGAUAAAUUUUUUGAAGUACAAUAUGAAUAUCUUCCUAAGUAUCUAUCAUAAAGAAAUAAUUGUAUGUAAAUAAAUAUUGAAUAAUUAAUUUCUUUUUUACAUGUUGAAAGCAGAUAUAAUAAAUAAUUUAUUCUACAAGCUAGUCAAAUUUAGUAUUAUUCUAAUUAACAAUAUACUUAUAUUAACAUAUUUAAUUUUAUUAUUUUUUACAAUUUUGCAUAAUUAUUUAUGAUACGAAUAACUCAAAAUAUAAUAUAAUUUUAUCAUUAUAUUUUAAGGAAAUCAUUCUGGUAAUAUAACAUUAGAUUGUUAUGCUUGUUAUAUUGUUAUAUUCCUAUACUUUUGAUUAUUUGCACAUGCUUAAAUGUAGAUAUUAAGAUAAAAAAAUAAAAUCUGUUUUAUUAGAGGAGAUUAUCUUAUGAUCAUCAAUGCGAUAUUAAAAAUUUUUCAAGUUGAAUCUUCUGAAGGAAAUAUGAUAUAUAAUGACUACAUCAAGUAUGCAAAAUGUAUGUAAACCAAUGUUACACAAAAUGUGUACAAGAAGUACACAAUGUUUGAUGAUUGAUUAUGAAAGAUCAUAAUUAUAAGUAGUGUAUAAUUCUGCUUUAGUAUAUUAUAUUAUAGAUAUUUUAUUUAAUAUGUUUUAUGCUUAUUCAUUGUGGAGAAUGUGAAAAAUAACGUUUUAAUAUUAAUAAUAAUUUA
Molecule: messenger RNA, 3200 nt
Organism: Vespula vulgaris
Lineage: Eukaryota; Metazoa; Arthropoda; Insecta; Hymenoptera; Vespidae
Gene: Arfip
Product: arfaptin-2
Exons: 6
Coding region: 311-1333 (340 amino acids)
Biological process (GO): intracellular protein transport; regulation of Arp2/3 complex-mediated actin nucleation
Cellular component (GO): trans-Golgi network membrane
Molecular function (GO): phospholipid binding; protein domain specific binding
Source: RefSeq, a predicted model, not a curated record